Messenger RNA from Phytophthora nicotianae INRA-310, 513 nucleotides. RefSeq lists its product as hypothetical. Lineage: Eukaryota; Oomycota; Peronosporomycetes; Peronosporales; Peronosporaceae. The record is from RefSeq and is a predicted model, not a curated record. The transcript is spliced from 7 exons. The coding region runs from base 1 to 513 and encodes 170 amino acids.
AUGACGUUCUAUUUGCUUAGUGAAGGCCUUACCUGCGUGGGCAUUUUUUCAGGGGCCUACGAGUCGCUCAAGGUGCUUUCUCGGGUGGAAAAGGGCGUGGACACGGACACACUCGCUGCAGUUUUGGAAUUCUGGAUCGUCUUGGCUGCAGCUGCUAUCUUCCAGCAGUACAUCGAGUUUUUCAUAUCGUGGUUUCCCUUCUACUAUUUGUUCAAGUGCGUCGUGUUGGGGCUGCUGUUGACACCAAACAAACAAUUCACGCACCUCUUUUUCGAGGGAUUCAUUCGACCAGCGGUUGUGAGUAUCAAGCAAAAACUUGACACGAACGUGCUCCCGAUUAUCGAAACGCUCGUCAUCAAACACGGCCAUUGGUUCAACAAAAGACUGUUGGCUCGCUCGAUUCAGCUCUCGUCGGAAGAAGAACUUUUGGAGCUUGAACGAGAUCUGCAGGAGAAGCUCACCCAAGUCCAUGACGAAAUCUGUGCAAGACAGCGCAUUAAAACUUCCAAUUAG